Messenger RNA from Rotaria sp. Silwood1, 918 nucleotides. The record is from the annotation of a GenBank genome assembly. NCBI's taxonomy places the organism in Eukaryota, Metazoa, Rotifera, Eurotatoria, Philodinida, Philodinidae.
AUGCAAUCUGCUUGUUGUACCUGUCUUGCUGAACUUUCAUAUGAUUAUACAAAUGGACAAACAAUAAUUGAACGAAAUGGUAUUUAUAUUUUAGCAAUGCUUCUCUUUCCUGAAAAUGAAGAUUUUCUUCGAUUAGAAAGAUUCAAUCAUUUACAACGUACUGUUUUUAAAACAUUAAGAUUUUUAUUUUCAUUAAAUAAAAAACAUGAUCAAUAUCAAUAUAAACGAUUAUUUCCAGUACAAAUAUUUGAAUUAUUUGUUGGUAUUGGCAAUUUUCGAAGUGAUCCUAAUGCAUAUAAAGAAAUAACUAAUGCUUGGAAUUCAAUUCAUAUUGAUGAAUUAAUAAAAAUAAAAGUUGAACGUCUUCAAUCCAUUAAUCCUAAACAAGAGCCAACACGAUUUAUUCGAGAUUAUGGAGUUUAUGAAUGUCUUGGGUCAGGCGCAUUUGGAUCUGUUUAUCGAGUAGCUCAACGAGGUUCAACGACAAUGUAUGCACUCAAAGAGAUCGAUAAUCGUUCAUUAGGAAUCGAUACAGAUCGAAGUUUAGGUAAAAUGAUAAAUGAAGUGAAUAUAAUUCGUGAAGAACUUCGUCAUCCAAAUAUUGUUAGUUAUUAUCAAAUAUUUGCUGAAAAUGAUAAAUUAUAUAUCAAAAUGGAAUUAAUUGCUGGUUCAUCAUUACAAGAUCAUUUAUCAUUAAUUAAAGAUACAAAUCAAAAAAUGUCUGAAGAUAAUAUAUGGCGAGUUUUGAUUCAACUUAUACUUGCAUUAAGAUAUUUACAUAAAGAAAAAGGAAUUGUUCAUCGAGAUUUAACAGCCAAUAAUAUUAUGUUAGAUGAUGAAUAUAGAGUUAAAAUUAGUAAGUAUUAUAUAUCUAUCUUAGAUAAUAAAGUUUAUCUAGAAAAUUUGAAUAGAAGUUGA